Molecule: messenger RNA, 623 nt
Organism: Diabrotica virgifera virgifera (western corn rootworm)
Lineage: Eukaryota; Metazoa; Arthropoda; Insecta; Coleoptera; Chrysomelidae
Exons: 3
Coding region: 136-489 (117 amino acids)
Source: RefSeq, a predicted model, not a curated record
UCGAGAUCGAGAUCAAUGCAACGGCUUUGUCGGACAAUAUAAAAACACCACCAAGGAAGGAUAGUUCUCAGUCGCUUCUUUUUCUUUUAUAUCGGUUUUACUUUGUCUAUUUAUUGUGAAUAGUUUGAGAAUAAAAUGAUGCUGUACUUGAUUUUUGCCAGUUUGUUUGUUACCUAUGCAUCAGCUGCUCCCGGAUAUGGUUAUCAUGGUCUGGAUUUAUAUUCUCCACCAAUUAUACACGAACCUAUCAUCAAAGCUCCACUUAUUGCACAUGCACCGCUUCUAGCUCAUGCUCCCAUUAUAGCUCCAGCUCCUAUAAUUAAAACAGUAGCCCCAAUUCCAGUAGUAAAAACAAUUUUACCCGCUACAAGCCAUGCAAGCGUUGUUAGUUACCAUGUAGCGCAUCCGGUUGUUAAGACGAUUGUGGCUCAUCCACCAAUUUUGAAAGUAGCAGCGCCCCUUCCCCUUUACCAUCAUGGAUUCCAUUAACUUAAUACUGUAAUUACUUAAUUUAGUACCUAAAUAAUGUAAUUAAUGUAGAUAUUAAUUAUUUUUGUUACCUAUUUAUUACACAGAGUGUUAAAUGUUAGGCACAGAAAAUUUAAUAAAAAGUUGGCAAUUAA